Molecule: messenger RNA, 1434 nt
Organism: Tripterygium wilfordii
Lineage: Eukaryota; Viridiplantae; Streptophyta; Magnoliopsida; Celastrales; Celastraceae
Product: beta-glucuronosyltransferase GlcAT14C-like
Exons: 4
Coding region: 146-1348 (400 amino acids)
Cellular component (GO): membrane
Molecular function (GO): glucuronosyltransferase activity
Source: RefSeq, a predicted model, not a curated record
GGAACUUAACGGGUGGGCAUCAUAGAAUAGCCCGCUAAAUUUAAAUAACAGUUAUUAGUAUUUCCUUCUCCAAAGCUAAACCGGAACCACCAAACGGCACCCUAUAAUUUAGAAGAACCAACCAUCGGCGUCGUCUCUUCGCCUCAUGAAAAGAAGUCGCAUGGAUCAAAUAUGGUUGACGCCGUUAAUCGUAGUUACUAUACUCUCCACCAGUUUGGUUAUCACGGUAACGGUAUGUCCCGGAAAAUAUUCUUUAAUCUCCGAGACGUUCCAAAUGCGCCCGAAAUUUGAAGUUCCGGUUUCUAAUCGAAAUGUCAGGGGCAAAUUAGGGCUUCCGGAGCUGCCGAGGCUGGCGUACCUUAUAUCGGGUACAAGAGGGGACAGUUCACAGGUCUGGCGGAUUCUUCAGGUGGUGUAUCAUCCGAAUAACUACUAUCUGUUGCAUCUCGAUCUGACAGCAUCGGACAAGGAGAGGCUUGAGCUACUGAAGUACGUGAAAUCAGAGUGCGUGAUUCGGGAGUUUCGGAAUGUAAUGGUGAUUGGAAAGUCCGAUUCGGUGACUUACAAGGGCCCCACCGUGAUCGCCUCAACGCUUCACGCGGCGGCCUUGUUGCUGAAGCGAGCCAAUGAUUGGGACUGGUUUAUUAACCUAAGUGCAUCGGAUUAUCCACUCAUGCCCCAAGACGAUAUCUUGCACAUUUUCUCAUACUUGCCUAGGGAUUUGAACUUUGUUGAGCACUCAAGCAGGAUUGGCUGGAAGGAGCAUGUAAGAGCGAGGCCAGUUAUCAUAGAUUCCGGCUUGUAUCAUUCAAAAACAUCUAGUAUUGUUUGGGCAAAAGAGAGCAGAGUUGUGCCUUCUUCUUUCAAGUUAUUUAUGGGAUCCGAACAGGUGACACUGACGAGGUCAUUUCUUGAAUUCUGUGUGAUGGGAUGGGACAGUCUUCCUCGGACUCUUCUCAUGUAUUAUACAAAUGUCCUAUCAUCUUCUGAGGCAUAUUUCCAAACUGUAAUCUGUAAUCACGGAGACUACCAGAACACAACAGUAAACUAUGACUUGCAUUAUACACCGCAGCAGCGUAACCCUUCAAAGCAACGCCUAAUGAAGCCAACGCUGGAACACUUCGAUGACAUGGUUCACAGCGGAGCUCCUUUUGCUCGUGGAUUUUCGAAGGAUGAUCCAGUUCUCAGGAAAAUUGACAUGGAGCUCUUGAAAAGACAAGAUGGCCAGUUCACUCCUGGGGCUGGAAGUAUAAAUGCUGUUAAACCAACUUUAGGAUCAGAGAGGCUAGAGAAACUUAUGGUGAAACUUCUCCACUCUGAGACUUUCAGGUCCAAGCAGUGUAAAUAGUUUUGAAAUCUUACUGUUUUCUGUUUCCCCCAAAGCUUCGAUUACAUUUCCUUACCAAGUGAACUCUUUUCUCCUCUCUAGUUCGA